AUGUACAGUAUAAGCUACCGUACGGCGGAGAUAACCGAAGAGCCUCAACUUGAGGCCUUGAGGCUCAAGGCCAUUGCCGAGAAGGUCGUCAUCGAAAGCGCGGAUGGAGUCGUGUUGGGGUUCGUCUACUUUUUCGUACUUCGCUACCUUGUGGGGAGACGGCUGUCUGGUUUUGCGGAGCACAUUAAGCAAAGUCGCUUGCAAUUUCUGAAUAAAGACGAACGACUUUUAUCUUGUCAACGACCACCGUCCCACCGCACUUGCUCCGCCGACGAUCAGCAGUACAUCCGCUCGGUUUCGAUGGAUGGUACAGGGACGAAGUAG
Molecule: messenger RNA, 324 nt
Organism: Phytophthora infestans T30-4
Lineage: Eukaryota; Oomycota; Peronosporomycetes; Peronosporales; Peronosporaceae
Exons: 2
Coding region: 1-324 (107 amino acids)
Source: RefSeq, a predicted model, not a curated record